Molecule: messenger RNA, 386 nt
Organism: Rhagoletis pomonella (apple maggot)
Lineage: Eukaryota; Metazoa; Arthropoda; Insecta; Diptera; Tephritidae
Exons: 1
Biological process (GO): DNA integration
Molecular function (GO): nucleic acid binding
Source: RefSeq, a predicted model, not a curated record
AUGGUAUCUGACAAUGGCACGAAUUUCGUUGGAGCUGAAAAGGUACUGCGCAACAAGUACGAGCAGUGCAUGGCUGAUGAUGCGCUUCAGUCGUUUUUUGCUGACUCCAAUAUUGAGUGGCAUUUCAACCCGCCGACCGCACCACACAUGGGUGGAUACUGGGAAACCGGUAUCAAACGUAUCAAAUACCAUUUGAAGCGUGUUUUAGGAGAUACCUUCCUUUCGUACGAAGACUUCAGUACGCUAUUAACUGAAGUGGAAGCUUGCGUUAACUCUCGCCCAUUAUGUGAAAUUUCAACAAAUGUUUCCGACCUCGAAGCCUUAACACCUGGACAUUUUAUUAUCGGCGAACCUCUGAAGUCCAUCCCAGAACCUGAGCGUCAAGG